Schizosaccharomyces octosporus yFS286 is the source of this 2200-nucleotide messenger RNA. RefSeq lists its product as uncharacterized. Gene Ontology annotation, molecular function: protein binding. The coding region runs from base 207 to 2039 and encodes 610 amino acids. The transcript has a single exon. Lineage: Eukaryota; Fungi; Ascomycota; Schizosaccharomycetes; Schizosaccharomycetales; Schizosaccharomycetaceae. The record is from RefSeq and is a predicted model, not a curated record.
CGAAAUUUUUUCUAAAUCGCAUAUGACGACGACCUGGGAGUAGUAAACGUUUACAUAACACUUUCCUAAGGACAAGUUAAAAAUAAGUCAAAUUCAACGGAUAUUACAAGGAUUAAUAAUAAUUGAAAAUUUAUUGGAAGUUAACUUAUACUUUUACCUUUUUAUUCGAUCGUUUGCUAUUUAAAAAAAAUUCUACUGGUUAAGAAAUGCAAGACAUCCAAAAGUCUACCAUUUUCACCCUUCCGGACGAUGUACUUGCAUCUAUAGAAUUAAAACCCGAUCUUUCAAAUCAUAUUUCGGCGGCGCCUGAAGCAAAUGAAGAUACGGAAAACGCGAGAGAGUCUCGAAUCACUGACCCUACCCAAAAAAAUGUUUUAUCAUGUACUGUAUGUGGAAUAAAUGAUCUAAACAAUUUAGAGAACCGAAAACAGCAUGUUAAAACGGAUUGGCAUCGGUUUAAUGCGAAACGCGCAGGGGCAAGUCUUCCUUCGGUAUCUCAGGAUGAAUUUGACCACAUUUUAGAUAACCUGACAGAAUCCAUAUCAGGUUCAGAAAGCGAUGAUAGUUUAGACGAGGAUGAAGCUAGUAAAGCGCAUUUGGAAAAGGCUUUUCAAAAUUCUCUUCGAAUAAAUGAAAAACCUCAGCAAGAAAACGAAGAGUCUACAGAACAUAAAAAAUCACCGAUAGUUUGGUUCGAAGUAAAACAUCAAGAUUUAUCAAGUCCGCUAUUUCUUGGUAUAUACCGACACUUAUUUCCCUUGGAUUCCGUUAUAACAAAGGAUAAUCUCUUAGAAUAUCAAAUUGAAAACCAAAAGAAACCACUUCAGGUAGCCAUGUUUAUGUUAGGCGGUGGUCAUUUUGCCGCUAUGGUAGCUUCCAAUGAGGCUUAUGGAAAAUCUCCUCAGUCUUUUGCUACUCCCAAAGUUCUAGCCCAGAAAACGAUUCACCGAUAUACUACGAGAAGGAAACAAGGUGGAUCUCAAGGUGCUGCUGAUAAUGCAAAGGGUGGCAUCCAUUCCGCCGGUAGCAGUCUUCGUCGAUACAACGAGUUGGCAUUAAUUCGGGAUAUUCAUCAACUGUUUAAUGAAUGGAAAUCUCUACUGGAUAAAUGUGAUUUGAUAUUUGUCCGAGCAAUUGGUGCAUCAAAUCGAUCUAUAUUUUUUUCACAGUCGGAUCCUUUGGUUAACCCUAAGGACCCAAGAUUGAGGACAUUUCCCUUUACUACAAAACGUGCGACGCAUUCUGAGCUACUUCGUUGUUAUAAAGAACUAGUCACGCCCAAAAUCAGUAAUAUCAACACUCAAACCUUGGAUACUCAGCAACGAGAAAUCAUGAAAGAGAAUGAAGAAAGAAAAAUAAUUGAAAAAGAAGCUAGGGAUAAACUGGAAAAGGAGAAAAAGUUAUUGUCAAAACAUACUGAUGCAUUACUUACGAGUUUAAAAGCGAAUAAACUGGAGGACGCCUUAAAAUAUCUAGAGCUAAAUGCGUUAUCCAUCAAUUUCCGAUUUCACCCACUAAAUGUACAUAAUCAUACUUCUUCACCUUUACAUUAUGCAGUUGCUCAAGGAAACUCAAAGCUAGUAGCAAGGUUGCUUCGUGAAGGGGCGGACCCUACUGUACAAAAUGGAAACAAUAAAACUCCUUAUGAAAUUAGCUCUAGCAAUCGGGAAGUACGAGAUGAAUUCUCAAUUGCUCGAUACGAACUAGGUGAAGAAGCAUAUGACUGGGAAAUGGCUAAAGUUGGUUCAGCAAAGUCACGAGAUCAAAUAGAAAAACUGAGACAAAAAGCAAAGGCUCGUUCAGAAAGUCAAAAAGAAGAACGCGAACAACAAGAAGCACAACGACGCCAAGAAGCUAUAAAGAAAAUUCAAGAACAAGAGAAGAAAGAUUACGAUAUCAAUUUUGGUAAAGGUCAUUCCUUAGGAAUAAAUCAAAUGCGUAAGCAGGAUGAUCUGAAAUCUCUAAGUCCAGAAAUGCGACAAAGAAUUGAACGUGAAAAACGAGCAGCAGCAGCUAUGAAGCGUUUACAGAAGCGAUAAAAGCAGAAGACAGUAAGCAUCAUGUAUGAAUGACGAGUUUAUGAAAGAGAUACUAAUUUGUUUAAUAAAUGAAUAUAUAGAAAAUAAAGAUAUGUGAAAAUAAAAACUUAAAUUUCUAUUAUAGGGAGAGAGAAAGUGCAAAAAUUAUAAACCUCAAAAAC